GACCACUUUCUCGAACUCCCAUCAGAGUGCUCGGCAGCCAUCAUGAGUGCAAUGUGAAAAGAGUGAAAACAAUCGCUCGUGUUCAUCCAUUUUUAAUAGGACUAGUGUGAAACAUUUUCGCGCAAUGGCGACUAGGACUACUAAAUGUUGCAUCCUUAGUGUAUUAGUCCUCUCGGUUUAUCUUAGUGUGGUCGAAGGGCUCUUCCAGCGCUGCUACUCCUGCAGGUCCAGAGGGCGGCUGGGAGACUGCAAGGACCCCUUCAGGGUCAAUUCGACGUCGUCCCUGGUGCCCGGGGUAGAGGCAGUGCCCUGUGUCUCCGGCUGGUGUUCUAAGAUCAUCGAGGGCAAGAAGGAUGGUGAAGAUCACGAUCUAGCCACGGAACGCCAGUGUCUGCAGCGUUCGCCCCCCGACGAUAAGCAGAGGUGCUCGGAAGCUCUGGUGAAGAACAAAAAGGUCUUCAUCUGCUUCUGCCAAGGCGACCUGUGCAACUCGGCCAAGGGCGUCGGUCCCUCCUUACUCACGAUAACAGUUCUGGCGCCCGUCUUUUGUUUCCUCUUCAGUCGACAACAGCCGUGAUCGACAGCCACCAAUCUUUUUUUUUUUUUUUUUUUUUUGAGUGUCCUGCUUCCGUCCAUUCUCUACUUGCUUAGUUUAAUUCCCAGUCAUCACUUCAGCCUUCCGUACUCGCAAGAAUCUUGAACUGUACAAUGUACAGUCAUUCCUGUUACCAGUUACACAGUUCCACGACCGACGUAGCCUAGGCCAAGGUGGGCCUAGGCACUGUAUGUUACGUGAUUCUAGACGAAUAACACUUCAAUUCAUUUGACCAUUAAAAAUAAUAAAUAAAACGUCACAUGCCUUUUGCAAAAUCAAGAUGAUUCCUGCUAAACAUUUUCCCCAUAUCAUAAUUCUGGACAUAUUUGAAGGCGGCCCAAAUGAAGUUUAAAUGAUUAUUAUUACUGCUUCCAAGAGACAUUUUUGUUCAGAUAUAUAAUUCACGAACUCAAGUUGCUAUAAAAAAAAUUCUUUUAAGUCAAGUCGCAACGCAAUGCAUUUCUUGUACAGUAUUUCUAACUGUAAACCUUUACACAUCUUUGUAAUAUAAAAAAAAAAAAAAACACAGAAAAGCUUUCUCCAAUUAUUUCAAUACAGUAGAAUUCUCGAGGUGAACUGACCAUGUAAUUAAUACACAGUAUUCUGUUGAUCGUCAUGUACAGUCGAUGAAUGGUAGAAAAAAAAGUAUAGUGUAUAUUUUUUGGAAUGCCUGUUUUGUUUAUGGAUAUGUUUGUAAUGCAAAAGCCAGUGUGCUCGAUAAUUUAGUAUUAAAUGCCUUGUAAAAUAUUGUCGUAAGCUUAUAAAUAUAUAUAUAUAUAUAUAUAUAUAUAUAUAUAUAUAUAUAUAU
Messenger RNA from Macrobrachium nipponense, 1403 nucleotides. RefSeq lists its product as uncharacterized. The record is from RefSeq and is a predicted model, not a curated record. The coding region runs from base 125 to 577 and encodes 150 amino acids. Gene Ontology annotation, biological process: regulation of synaptic transmission, cholinergic; positive regulation of voltage-gated potassium channel activity; sleep. The transcript is spliced from 4 exons. Lineage: Eukaryota; Metazoa; Arthropoda; Malacostraca; Decapoda; Palaemonidae.